This is a messenger RNA of Carassius gibelio (silver crucian carp), 4270 nucleotides long. Its product is annotated as F-box-like/WD repeat-containing protein TBL1XR1. Gene Ontology annotation, molecular function: transcription corepressor activity; protein binding. The coding region runs from base 575 to 2098 and encodes 507 amino acids. The record is from RefSeq and is a predicted model, not a curated record. Lineage: Eukaryota; Metazoa; Chordata; Actinopteri; Cypriniformes; Cyprinidae. Gene Ontology annotation, cellular component: histone deacetylase complex. The transcript is spliced from 16 exons. Gene Ontology annotation, biological process: regulation of transcription by RNA polymerase II.
UUCAGUGGUGGGGGUUGGGCAUUCAACCGUGUUGUUGAUCAUCAAUCCGAUUUUAUUAACUUUAACAGUUUUAUGUUACGUUUUUUAUUAAUAAGGUUUAAGGAGUUUGUUUUUUAUUUAUUUUCUCGUUUUUUAUAUUAUAUUUAUUUUUGUGACUGGCAGGAAACCCCGUUGGUCCGAUAAUCCAAUUUUCGCCUGGAAAGUCUCCGACCAACUGCUAGUCUGAGGCCGUCGGCUUCCUCUGAAGCGCUUGGCUGUCCAUAAACUGCUAAAUGUUUGUUUUAUUCCUUUAUUUAUCGUACGGACAAGCAGGAAAAUAGAUAUUAAUCGAGGACAGAAGUAUCACAGUGGAGUUGAAAGGUCGAGGGAUACCCUCCUGUCGGAUCUGCGUCGGCACUGUGGCACAUUUGUUCAGUGUUUUAGCUCCAGAAGCUAGCAGUUGACGAGACUGGAAGCAUCGGCACGAGCUGAUUUGACUUAACUCCUAUGGAUCGCAAGAGAAUGAGCAUCUAAUCAACACUUGGUAACAUGGCCCUACUCUCGCCUUGACCUCUUGGUUCACCCAGGAUCCAAAAUGAGUGUAAGCAGUGAUGAGGUCAAUUUCCUGGUCUACAGAUACCUGCAGGAGUCAGGCUUCUCGCACUCAGCGUUCACCUUUGGCAUAGAGAGCCACAUCAGCCAGUCCAACAUCAACGGUGCUCUGGUGCCCCCUGCUGCCCUCAUCUCCAUCAUCCAGAAAGGCCUGCAGUAUGUGGAGGCUGAAGUCAGCAUCAAUGAGGACGGUACUCUGUUUGAUGGACGACCGAUCGAGUCGCUGUCGUUAAUCGAUGCAGUGAUGCCAGACGUGGUGCAGACGAGGCAGCAGGUGUAUAAGGAUAAACUGGCUCAGCAGCAAGCUGCCGCCGCCUCCAGCACCACAGCGGCCAAGAAUGGAGAGAACACAGCUAAUGGAGAGGAGAACGGAUCUCACACGCUGUCUAAUCACCACUCCGACAUGAUGGAGGUGGACAGGACAGUGGAGAUCCCAGCCAGUAAAGCCAUGGUGCUGCGGGGCCAUGAGUCUGAGGUCUUCAUCUGUGCUUGGAACCCUGUCAGCGAUCUGCUGGCAUCUGGCUCUGGAGACUCAACCGCACGGAUCUGGAACCUGAGUGAGGGCAGUGCGGGAGGAUCCACUCAGCUGGUGCUGCGGCACUGCAUUCGGGAGGGGGGGCAGGAUGUACCCAGUAACAAAGACGUCACCUCACUGGACUGGAAUAGUGAAGGUACACUUCUCGCCACAGGAUCCUAUGAUGGCUUUGCCAGGAUAUGGACUAAAGAUGGUAAUCUUGCCAGUACACUGGGGCAGCACAAAGGUCCCAUAUUUGCUUUAAAGUGGAACAAGAAAGGGAAUUUUAUCCUCAGCGCUGGUGUUGAUAAGACCACCAUUAUUUGGGACGCACACACAGGAGAGGCCAAACAGCAGUUUCCAUUCCAUUCAGCUCCGGCUCUGGACGUGGACUGGCAGAGCAACAACACGUUUGCAUCCUGCAGCACGGACAUGUGCAUUCACGUGUGUAAACUGGGCCAGGACAGACCAGUCAAAACAUUCCAGGGCCACACAAAUGAAGUCAAUGCAAUCAAAUGGGAUCCAACAGGAAAUCUCUUGGCCUCCUGCUCUGAUGACAUGACCCUAAAGCUUUGGAGCAUGAAACAGGACACUUGUGUUCAUGACCUGCAAGCCCACAGUAAGGAGAUCUACACCAUCAAAUGGAGCCCAACUGGCCCUGGAACCAACAACCCCAAUGCCAACCUCAUGCUGGCCAGUGCGUCGUUUGAUUCAACGGUGCGUCUGUGGGACGCGGAGCGUGGCGCCUGCAUCCACACACUGACCAAACACCAGGAGCCCGUCUACAGCGUGGCAUUCAGCCCAGAUGGGCGGCACCUGGCCAGCGGUUCCUUCGACAAGUGUGUCCAUAUCUGGAACACACAGAGUGGUGCUUUAGUCAACAGCUACAGAGGGACGGGGGGGAUUUUUGAAGUAUGCUGGAACUCCACUGGAGACAAAGUGGGCGCAAGUGCAUCAGAUGGAUCGGUUUGUGUAUUAGACCUAAGGAAAUGACACUGCCGCUGGGAAGCCAUGGACCGACUAUGAAUGUGUGCACAGCCAAAUUUACCGACUGUCCCUGGCCCAUCAUCCACUGCUGUAGUCCACGCGUGAGGCGCCAGACCACAUCCCAGAGCAACGGUGACACUUACGACACAAACGAAAUCAGUGUGCCAGAGAACUGUUAUACACGGACACAAUGGACACAAGAGAAAUACACCACUUAUGCACACACACCUCAUUACUUCCUGUGUUCAUCAUUCCAAACCCAGAGGGCCACGGUCCACACCGCUGUCGUGCACAUAUUGCACACGUCAGCGCUUCAGUGAUGGUUUAGAUCUAACUGCAUGAGUUCUAGAGCAGAGCAGUUGAAUAUGGCAAACUCGUGGCCACGUGAUAUUGACAAUUCAGAGUAUUGGCACUGUAUGUUUAGUGGCUCUGCGACUUUUGGAACUGUUCUCCAAAAAUGCUCAAGGAUUUUUUUUUUUUUUUUUGCCAAACUUUGAGAAAUAAUUUGUUUUUGUUUUUUUUUGUUUUUCUUUUUAAAUACAGAGUUAUAAGAGUACAUAAAUCCUAUUAAAUUACUCGACUAUAUUUUCUAAAACGAAUGCCCUGUGUCAUUUUAUACAACCUAUGCAACUUUGUGGAAAGACAAACCUGAACUUGCAGUGCAUGAAUGGGUGAAACUCAUAGCUGAAGCCUGGACAUUUAAAAUAUCCGAUAGGCCCACCCUAAAAACGCAACGGCACAUUCACUCUCGCUGUUACAGAAAACAUAGCUAUCAGGUUAUUCAUUCUUUUUCUUUGGGGAGGGGGUGUCAUGUUAAAUACCAAUGUUCUCCUACAUUGGUAUUUAACAUAACAUCUCACUUAAUGUUUAUUACAAAGAUUUGUUCCUCCAGUUUGAUGUCCUUUCUUUAGUGUUGCGUUGUUAACUGUUUUGCUAUAGAAGUCCGAGCUCUGACUGAUCCGGUCUGGUCAUUACUCCUUCAGUGAACUGGUAUGUGUGUGAUUGUAACAUAUGGGUCGGUGCGAUUUUUAUUCAGUUCCAGUCAGGCAGUGAUAAAGUAAAAGUUCAAAGUCCGGCUCCGUUUUCUCUCAUUUUGCUCACUCUUUUCCUUUGUAAAACGAUGUCAUUGCGCAGUGAUGGUAUGGGUGUGAACAGAAACUGACGUGGAAAAACGUAAACGUGACCACAGGUAUUUUUAUUAUUACAUGCUACUGUUGUAUGGAUUUUAACGUUUGGGAUUUCUCAGUGCCUGGUUUCUUCAGGUGGUGGGACGCUGAUUUAGAGUUCACGAGAUGCUGUCACGUGUCUUUAUAAAAUACCAUUAGACAGUCAUAGGCCAGAGAAGCAGCUUUUCUCCAGCUCACUCGUGUCGCCUCUCAGCACUUUACAGCACAUACUCCAAUGAAAUCCAACGAGCACUUAAAAGAUUUUUUAUCCUUUGGACUGAAAUUACUUGAGUGACAUUAAACAUUUACUUGAAUAAACCAGAUCUUCUGAUGAUUCUUAGAGGUGAGGCGGCUGGUUUAAAUCUAUAUAACAGUGUUUUUUUUUUGUUUUUUUUUUAUAAGCGUAGUCCAAAAUGCUAACAAAUGCCUUUUUCUUUCCACGGAUCAAGUAUAACCUGCAUCCCCUCCUAAAAGUAUCAAAAUGUUCUGAUUUUUCUUAACUUUUUUUUUUUUUUUUUUUAAGAUGAGUAUUUUGAAGCUUGCUCUAAUAUAAUCAACAAGUAGAUUGUACGAAAAGGUUGCUAUUUAUUAUAUUGUCUAUGACAGUGGAAUGGUAUUUUAUAAUGUUUUAAUUUGAAAGAGAUAUAGUUUUUACAGUGUGCGUGCAAGCGUGUGCUUCUCUUGGUCCGCGAAGCCUAGCACUCUGCUUGCUGUGUCCACAGCCCUUUGAAAUUUUGUACUUUAAAAUCUUUUGUAAUUCUAUUGAUGUUUUUAGCUCUAAGCAAAGGCACGUACAUGGGCAUAUCAAAACAUCUUGGACCAUGUAAAUACUUGUUCAGUGAUUUUUGUCUCACUUUAGGUAAUCUUUAAUCUAGUUUUUUUCUCUCUCUUUAGUUAUGUUUCCUGUUUUGCUCACUCUCUAGCAGAAAUCACUCACUGCGAUGUUGAUUUGACUGUUGUGAUUUGAGUCAGAUUAAAUGAAAAGUCCAGAAUAAAAUAUAUUUUGAUAAUA